Molecule: messenger RNA, 4582 nt
Organism: Momordica charantia (bitter melon)
Lineage: Eukaryota; Viridiplantae; Streptophyta; Magnoliopsida; Cucurbitales; Cucurbitaceae
Product: SNF2 domain-containing protein / helicase domain-containing protein / F-box family protein
Biological process (GO): DNA repair
Cellular component (GO): nucleus
Molecular function (GO): protein binding; ATP binding; zinc ion binding
Source: RefSeq, a predicted model, not a curated record
UUGGAAAACCGCCAUUUUCUUUCCUCUGACCAAUCUCCGCUGUUAUUCCAUGGCGGUCUUCGUUUCCAACAAUGUACGGCCUCCACUCUACUCCACCAAUCAACUUCCGUAAGAUUUCAAUUUCUCAUCCUCUCGAUCUCCUACAGUGCAAUUACUUCAAUUCCGAGCUCCUCUAAUGGCCGACGACUCCAUCCCCUUCUCCGAUUACAAGCUCUGCGGCUUCUUGUGCGUGGUUCUCGCUGUUCCUUCACCGCAGCCCGACCUGUCGAACAUUCUGCGCCCUGGAACGCGCUGCUAUGUCUCCGCUGAGGGUUCUGAGGUUUGUUUCACUUCGGGAAACGGCGUCGUGCUUUCUCCUAUUGAAGAAAACUCCAAACCGCUCUCGAAGGCCGGCGUUUCGCAUCAAGAUUCCGAGCAAUGCAGGGGUCCGGUAGGGGAAGGGGAGACCGGGUCCACGGAGGUUGUUGAUUUGACUCCGAAGGCCGAGGUUUCUGCCAGGGGAAGUAGGAGCUCGAGGAAGAGGAUGAAUAGGAUGGGGCUGGUGCAUGGCAGCAUGAGCGUUGUGCAUCAAAUUCACGCUCUGGUAGUGCACAAGUGCUUGAAGAUCGAUGCGCGGGUGGUUUUUGUUGACGUUGGUGUUGACGGGGAGGCCAGAGCCGUGUUGUUGGUUGAUGUUCAUCUCCCCGUUGAAUUAUGGUCCGGUUGGCAGUUUCCCAGAUCAAAGAUGGUAGCUGGUGCGCUAUUUAGGCACUUGAGUUGUGAAUGGCAAGAGAGAAGCUCUAUACUUGGUGGAAAAGACUAUUCUAGAGACGCACCUAUGGUUAGGAAAAGCAUGUGGAAUCUUGCAGAAUGCCAUGUCCAUGCUUGUAAAUUGCACGAUAGUUCUGGAGGUUCUCCCAACAGAAGGCUCUUUGAACUUCACGAAAUAUUUAGAAGCUUACCUAGUGUUGUUAAGUCCAGCAAACCUGAUUAUACAAGAAUGCAACCAGAGGAUGAUUCUUCUCAAUUGGGCAUUUGGGACAUAUCGGAUGACACUCUAAUUAAUAUAUUGAAAGCUCUUCGCCCUUUGGAUCUUAUUAGGGUUGCUUCAACUUGCCGACAUCUGAAAUCCUUGGCGGUAUCAAUCAUGCCAUGCAUGAAACUCAAACUGUAUCCUCAUCAACAGGCAGCUGUUGAAUGGAUGUUACACCGUGAGCGGAAUGCUGAAGUAUUCUAUCAUCCUUUAUACGUGGCUUUUACAACAGAAGAUGGUUUUUCUUUCCACAUAAAUACCGUUACUGGUGAAAUAGUCUCUGGGGGGGCACCAGCUAUCACUGAUUUUCGUGGGGGGCUUUUUUGUGAUGAACCUGGCUUAGGCAAGACAAUAACUGCACUUUCCCUUAUCUUAAAGACUCAGGGAACAUUAGCAGAGCCACCAGCUGGAGUACAGAUUAUUUGGUGUGCACAUAAUGGAAAUCGUAAAUGUGGUUACUAUGAGCUUAGUGGUAAUAAUAAUACUAGCAGCAACCAUUUUUUGGUGAAUGGAGCUGUGGGUUGUAGUUCUCUUAAAGCAUUAGAGGACUUAAAAUAUCACACACCUAAAAGGGCAAGGCUGACAGCUCUUGACGACAGACAUACAGUAAUUAAUGAUUCAUGUGCUGGCAAUGAGAUGAGGUCUCCAUCAUCUGCAGACUAUGAAAAAGCAGUUGAUAUGGUUCGUUGCACUAGGAGCUUGAGUAGUGUCAAGAAAAAUCUUCUUUUCACAUAUGAAGGGGCACCUAGCCUUUCUAAAGAAUUGAAUGCUGGUAGAAAGUCAACUAGAACAUGGACAAGGAAGGUUGCUGCUGGGGCAAAGAGAGCUGGCGUGUCAAAUGGAUUCACAGACAACUAUGAGGUGCCUGGGAUGGCCACUGCAGAUAAAUUUGAAUAUAAGGACACAUGGGUUCAGUGUGAUGCUUGUCACAAGUGGCGGAAGCUUGCAGAAACUUGUGUUGCUGAUGCUAGUGCAGCGUGGUUUUGUAGUAUGAACAUUGAUCCUUUUUACCAAAGUUGCAGUGUUCCAGAAGAAUCUUAUGACAAGUGCCGUCCAAUUACUAAUAUUCCAGGAUUCUACAGCAAGGGAACUUCUGGAGGAGAGGAGAAAAAUAUUUCGUUCUUCACCAGUGUGCUCAAGGAAAACAGUGCACUGAUAAAUUCUGGAACGAAGAGAGCCUUGGCUUGGCUGUCUAGCCUUACUCCUGAAAAAGUUUCAGAAAUGGAAAGAACUGGUUUAAGAUGUCCUAUAUUAACAUCUUAUGUAGUUUCUGGUGGUGAUGCCCGUGGUUUUCAUAAAAUGUUUGAAGCAUUUGGUUUAGUAAGAAAAAUGGAAAAGGGCAUUAUCAGAUGGUACUACCCGCAUAAUCUUCACAACUUGGCAUUUGAUGUUGCUGCUUUGAGAACUGCAUUGUGUGAGCCACUAGUAAAUUCAGUCAGGUUAUAUUUAUCAAGGGCAACUCUGAUUGUUGUCCCAUCAAAUCUAGUUGAUCACUGGAAGACUCAAAUUCAAAAACAUGUUAGACCUGGUCAGUUACUGGUUUAUGUAUGGACUGAUCAUAAAAAACCUUCUGCACAUUGUCUAGCAUGGGAUUAUGAUGUUAUCAUCACCACAUUUAGUCGGUUAAGUGCAGAAUGGGGGCCGCGGAAGAGAAGUAUAUUAAUGCAAGUGCAUUGGCUUAGGGUCAUUUUAGAUGAAGGGCACACCCUUGGCUCUAGUCUUAACUUGACAAACAAGUUGCAAAUGGCCAUUUCAUUGGUAUCUUCAAAUCGCUGGAUACUAACAGGAACUCCAACUCCUAACACACCUAAUAGUCAACUUUCACAUCUUCAACCAUUACUUAGGUUUCUUCAUGAAGAAGCCUAUGGUCAGAAUCAUAAGUCAUGGGAGGCUGGUAUUCUCAGACCUUUUGAGGCAGAGAUGGAGGAAGGAAGGUUGCUUUUGUUGAACUUACUUCGUAGGUGUAUGGUUAGUGCAAGAAAGACAGAUUUGCUAUCUAUCCCACCUUGCAUCAAGAAAGUAAAAUACCUAAAUUUUACAGAAGAACAUGCUCGAAGUUACAAUGAACUUGUAGUUACAGUGCGGCGUAAUAUAUUGAUGGCUGACUGGAAUGAUCCUUCCCAUGUUGAAAGUUUACUGAAUCCGAAGCAAUGGAAAUUUCGAAGUACAACAAUAAAAAACAUCAGACUAUCUUGCUGUGUGGCAGGACAUAUUAAAGUUACAGAAGCUGGUGAAGAUAUUCAGGAAACCAUGGAUAUUCUUGUUGAUGAUGGCCUGGAUCCUAUGUCACAGGAAUAUUCUUUUAUAAAAUACAAUCUCCUUUAUGGUGGGAACUGUGCUAGGUGUGGGGAAUGGUGUCGUUUACCUGUGAUUGCACCAUGUAGGCAUCUUCUAUGCCUUGGUUGUGUUGCUUUGGAUAGUGAAGGGUGCACUUUUCCUGGCUGUGGUAAAUUAUAUGUGAUGCAGACUCCUGAGACCUUAGCUCGGCCUGAAAAUCCCAAUCCAAAGUGGCCUGUUCCCAAAGACCUCAUUGAGUUGCAACCAUCAUAUAAGCAAGAUGACUGGGAUCCUGAUUGGCAAUCGACAUCUAGCAGUAAAGUUGCAUAUCUUAUUCAGAGAUUAAAAGCUUUAAGUGAAGUAAAUGAUGAGGCUACUGUGGUUCCUCCCCCUUCAUUGAACAAAUCUGGUGGACUACUACAGGAAGUUGACCAUUCAAGGACUACCACUUCAGAUCAUGAAAUAGUCAGAGAGAAAGUUCUUAUUUUCUCUCAAUUUCUUGAGCAUAUACAUGUCAUCGAACAACAGUUAACCAUUGCUGGCAUCAGAUUUGCUGGGAUGUAUAGUCCAAUGCAUGCUUGUAAUAAGAUGAAGUCAUUGACCAUGUUUCAGCAUGAUUCAAGCUGCAUGGUGCUUUUGAUGGAUGGAAGUGCUGCAUUGGGUCUUGAUUUGAGCUUUGUAACUCAUGUAUUUCUAAUGGAGCCAAUCUGGGACAGAAGCAUGGAGGAACAAGUUAUUAGUCGUGCUCAUCGGAUGGGUGCUAUUCGUCCUAUUCAUGUCGAAACCUUAGUAAUGCGUGAAACAAUUGAAGAGCAAAUGGUACAGUUUCUACAGGAUACUGAUGAGUGCAAAAGAUUGCUGAAGGAAGAAUUUAUCAAGCCGGAUUAUGAAGGGCCACGAGCUCAUCGUUCAUUGCAUGAUUUUGCUGGGAGCAAUUAUCUUUCUCAGCUCAAGUUUGUGAGGACGAAUGCUAAGGUGGAAAAGGUUGUGGAGAAUUAGUGCAGUUCUCUCUUCUCUGUCAUAUCCCAUUGUUGUUACUAUAGACAUUAUGACAACAUUGGUAUUAGAACUUGGAAGGAAAGAUGGAAGCAAAUGAACUGCAGUAACUCAAGUGGUAUCGAUAAACUCAAGAAAUAGAAGUAGCAAUAGCAGUAGGUGUAUGGUCAUUUUGUUUUCAGUUCCAAGUUAUUGCUGAAGGCUGAAGAAUUCAAACAGCAUCCCGUUAUUACUUAGGUUUAGAAAAACUUGGAUCUGCAAAAUGUGUAUAAUUCAGUGGAUUAGUUUCGUUGGGCA